AUGAAUUCUGCAUUCACAUUCCCAGCUCAAGCAAGCGACUCUGGGUCGUUCAAGUUCCCCGUAUCGAACGAAAGUGGGGUCUCUAUGCCACUGAAUGAAUCUCAAGAGUCAAAUCCUUCACAAUCACAAUCCAACAUACUCAUUCAAGCGUUCGAAAGCCAUAUUAAUGAACCCCCUCCAAUAAUAGAUAUACCGCCACCACUAGAAAGUGUGGAAGAUAUCGUACAGGUGGCUCCUGUAGUUGAGCCUAACCGUAAUGAUUUCAAGAAGGCCGCAGAAGAAGGUUUCGUACCGGUACAAGAUACACCUCCGGAACAAAUAGCGGUAAUGAGAGCUACGGAGACUAGUAACAACUCACUGGCUGAAGAAUAUGUUACGAAUCUUCGACAGCAGAUGGCGACCGAUUGGAAAAGCACCUCGGAAUACGCUCUCCAUAUACUUUUCACGAAAUUUGUUCGACAUGCUGAGAGCAAGCUCAACUUGUGCUUGCAGCACCCUCUGGUGUCGGAACCACCAAUAGUGGAUAUUCUAGGGGAAGGCGUAGAUCCUGUAUUCGAUAAAAUCAUUGAAUCAUUAGGGCAUAUUGCGAAGAAGAAGCCCAAACCAGUCAUCGAUGCUAUGAUGUUUUGGAGGAAGACGAAGUCUGAGAUAGCGGCUGUGGCUACAGAACUAGUAGAAAAACUAUUGAGCGAAUAUGAAGCUGAGCGAGUGAGGCCCUCGCUGAACAAAAAUCCAACUAUGCCGAGCAUUACACCAACACACAGCAAGACAUUAAGUAAUGGGAGCCGAUUCUCCCAUAAGAGAAAUAACUCUUCGAGAUCUUCAGCCGGGAGCAGGGGCCUGACUGAAGGGCAUCGCCUGAAAGACUUAGGGACUCAAAUAGAAAAUGCGAAGUCGGCAGCAUUUCAGGCCGAUCGAAAAUCCCUGAUAAGCAUAUACAUCCUCUGCAGAGUACUGAUAGAGAUCGUCAAGCAGGCUUCGGAUGAGGGUGACGAAGAUUUGAGUGACAAAUUAGAAGAAAUAGUGUUCACACAGCUCAAAACAACUGACCCUUUGUCUAUAUCGUCCAGUAUCAUUAAGUCAUCGAAUUGGAACUCGUUUGCCGAGUUGUUAGGAUGGAUGUCAGAUAGUAAAUUUCUGUCGGUCAGCGACAGAUUCAUCGGGGACCUGGAGAAGAUACCGACUUAUGUCAAUAGGGAUUUAGAACCAGGUGUCCACCUGCUCAUUUUGGGAAUGAGAUACUUACGUCUGAAAAACUACCCACUCGAGAAGUUUGAGGAAACGGCCGACUUUAUCAAGAGCAUUGCGAAAUUCUUCUCUAAAGCUGAAAACAUAUCAGUAUCUCUGGCUUAUGCAGAGGUCAUAAGUCAGCUUCUUUUACCCUUGGCCGGGUCUCUCACAGCAGAAGUCAAUCAUCCUACCUGGGUGGAGGCUAUGAAUACUUUGCUGGUAAGCGCAAAUAAACUACUCUCGGAGUCAAAAUACUGGGCUAGUGGUUUCAAGCUCACUGUUGCUGUACUCUGUGCUUCGCCAGCCGAACCUUUCUCGCAACAUUGGGUACCAUUAGUUGAGAAGAAUGUCAAGAAGAUUAGGUACAAAGAAUUGAGCGCUAGGGUCUUAUUCGUAGUGGGCCUUUCACGGAUGGUAUGGGUUUACCUUUACAGAUGCCCUGAAACCCUGAAUAAUACUACAAGAACCCUGAGUAAGAUACUGACGUUAUAUUUGAACCACAAGAAGAAGGAGAACUGGAUUACUACCGAUUUGGAGCUAAUCAACCCUCUUUCUGAUGUACUUGUAACAGUUGGGUACGCUCAUCCAAAUUUCUUGAUGGAGAAUGCAAUGAUUCCAUUGAUUAGAAAUUCCUUCAAUGGUUCAAAUUUAGAUGGCAUAAACUAUGAAAAACUCAUUUUGGCAAUCAAUACUUAUCGUGGACUUCUGAUGACAAAUAGUAAGCCUGAGUUCCCGGAGAGUGAUAGCCGAUAUUAUGAUUUAGGGUUAAGCGAUAUAUCGAUUAAGAGAACGGAAGCUCUUACUUUGAAUCACGAAGAAAUUUGUGGCAGCAUUUACACACUCUUUCUCAUCCUGGAUUCAAACAUUGGUUCCGAGGUCUGGUCACCAGAAAAUCAGCACAAGCAACCUUCAACACCAUUUGAGAAAUUCUCUUUUAGUUUCAACAACGAUAACAGCAACAAUAACAACAGGAAUCUCAACAUAGCAUUGUUUGCUACUUUGAUAGAGACAAUUCCCAGUUGCUUGUGCAUUUCGGUUCAAGUUCCCUUCAAGUCAACCAUCGAGAUAAUAUCAAGGAACGCCGUUCAUGCAGAUCUACUAAUAGCCACCAGCUGUCAGAAUGCGUUGAAAGCUUUAGCCUCAAAGAAAAAUCCUUAUACAUUGAUCACUUGGUUCGCCAAAUACUCCUUUGAUUUUGAUGAGAAGACCCAAUCGAGUUAUAAUAUGUCUUAUUUGUCUUCGUCGGAGUAUAGAAAGUUACUUAUUCUCUACGUGGAACUACUGGAAUGCUGGCUCGAAGAAUUCCAAUCGAGCAACAUAGAAGAAAAGCAGCGAGAAACUGGCUUGGAUGGCAUCACAUUGGAGCCAAACUUAUCAAAUUCUGGGGAAGCGAACGAAACUGAAAUGUUAGAGUGGAAAAAUACGGUCACUGUCAUUGAAGAAGUUGAAGGGAAUGGGCUGUUCUUUUUAUGUUCUCAGGAUCCAAAUAUCAGGAAAUUGAGCAUACAAAUACUAAGAAUUAUAUCCAAGUUUGACAAAGCUAUGAUGGAAAAAACUGUCAAACUGUCUAGAGGACAUUCUCGUUCUUCAUCGCGCUUUGCUGCUGACAGCGGGACUAGAUUGGUUGAUCUUUUAAAUGAGUGUGAUUUCAACGAUCUAAUAGACUCAAAAAAGAUGUUUCUAAGCGUUGUCGAGAGAUCAAGAAUUUCCAAGUUGAACUCAAAGUAUAAAAAGGGAAUGCUCAUCAAGCUAGCUGAGUCUGACUAUAGUGUAGAUGCAGCACUUUGGCUUAGAGUUUUCCCAAAGCUACUUUCCGUCAUUUUCGAGUCCUGCCCUAUCACGAUGGCCCUUUGCCGCUCAAUAGUUUGCAUCAGAUUGGUGCAAGUUCACGAGAUUAUACUACAGAUCGCCAGCAAAGGUGAUUCUCGAUAUCGAGAGGUCUCGCCAGAAAUUGUCGCGAACCAGUGGAAGCUCUUUCUUAUUGUGGCUUGCACUUCAUUGACGUCUACCAACGAUCAAAAGCUUCAUAUACCUACGUCAAAUCUGCAGCAUGGAAGAAAAAAGAGUCAACAGAUCUUCACUGUUCAGCAUCAGAAAAUCAAGUCAGCAACCUCUAUCUUUAAAAUGGUACUACCUCUUCUAAACUCCAACAGCCCAAUUGUGAGAGAGGCGAUUAUAACCGGCCUAAGCUCAAUGAAUGUUAACAUUUACCGAGCUUAUAUUGAAAACAUAGACAAAUUUUUGACAAGCUGGAAAGUGUCAAGUUCAAGUAAUCAAAUGAGGGUAGAGAUGUUCCAUGUUUUGACAAUUUUAACGAGGUUUUUACAUGAACCAACAGUGUCGGAAGAUCAGUGGACCCUGAAAAGGCUUUCGGAUAUUUUAAAGCAUGUGAAGAAGUUUCUUGAGGAGGAUACAAUACAGUACGCGUACGCUUACCAGCCGCUCAGAAGUUACUUUGCUGACUUUUUGAAGAGCUACUACGCGGUGAUCAAAGAGGUUGGGCUAGCAAACGAACUCUUCCCUUUUCAAGCUCGGGCAUCGUGUUUUAACUAUCUGAAGGAGUGGUGUGGAUAUGGAGAGCGUGCUUACGUUGCUGAGGAAAGAUAUAGUGCCAUGAUAAAAAGCACCGGGACAACAGCAGAGAUACGCACGGCGAUGACGGCCGGAACUAGAGUUUCUAAAGAAGUAGGCUUGAAAAGACUAGCCUUAGAGACGAUGGUCGUCUUGUGCUCUGAUCCGAUUAGAGAAACACUUAAAGAUGUUCCUCAUAUGCCUAUUGUGGUCUCCUUCGACACUGCUGGGCUGCUCUCUUGGAUCGAAGCACUUUUCAAUGCUGAAAGCGAGGUCAUCAGAGCUAUCGGGGUUCGUGCAUUAGAGAAUCUGCUGGAGAAAAACAGGGAGAAUGCCAAGAUCUUUCGUGACGUGGCACUACAAUGCGUCUCUAUCCACAGUCGACCUGAUGUCGGCAAAUUUUACUUCACGACAUUGUGCAAAGUAGUUUUGAAAAUGGACGACUUAAUUCUGGAAGAAAAUGAGUUGGUAUCAUUGGGGUUGUGUGGCCUUGUUUCUGAUAAAGAAGAUACAAGAAGUUACGCAGUUGACCUUCUAUCGGCUGUUGAGAGUCAGCUACACAAUUCCUCUUACACAAAAGUUUUCAAAGAGAGGUUAGCAAGUAGUUCAAAGGCUGUCUACAAAUCCACAGCAAAAGAAAUUUCGAGCAUAUUUGCAGAGCUUCUUCCUCAAGAGAUUUGUUCCGAAAUCUUCUCCAAUUUGGUGCGGGUGUUGAACCUCUUCCAGUUUGACGUUAAGAAGGACCUGUUGAUUUUGAUGGUACCAUGGGUCAACAAGUUUACUCUAAAGGCGAUUGAUGAUCCUGAAACUUUCGUUGCUUUAAACAACCUAUUUUACAUCACGAUAGAUCUGAACGACGAAUUGCCCCUGGAGGUGGAACAAUUGUGGAUAUCAUUAGGCAGAGGAAAUUCGUUUCAAAACAUUCAUGUAUCUUUGGAGUAUAUUAUGACGAUGUCGAUAAACCAUAGAAACCCAGCAUUUGUCCAGCAGGCGAGGGACGUGGUUUUGUAUCUAGCGAAUGUACCCGGCGGCAUUGGACUCGUUGACUCGUUAAUUCAAAAUCUUGAGCCUAAAUGUAUGAUUCCAAUGACCAAGUACCCUUCAGUCGAGCCGCCAAACACUGAAGCUUUUCCUUAUGUUGCCAAUAUAUGGGAACGGCUAAAUUAUCAUGGUAAAAGCAUCACUUUCUCGAAGGCUCAUCUCUCAAUCAUCUUUCUGGUCAACUUGUCAACCAAUCCGUCAGAAGCUUUGAAGGAAAACAUUCCUACCCUGCUGCAUAUUUCCAUUUGCUUACUUGACCAUUACAUGCCCUUAAUACAAGAGAGCGCUUCUAAAGUCCUAUGUGAGUUAAUAUUCAAUAUGGCGCCCACUCAUGAGAAAUCAGACGAGACAGUCGAAUUGCUCCGGAGCAAACACAAUUUAUGGUCUUAUGAUAAUCUGUUGAAGGACAAAAAUGGUGCAAGAUCUCCUAAGGCUAUGGACGCAUUAGCACGUAAUAUUCUUGCGAUCUUCUCGCAAGUCGAUGGGUUUCAUAUUGAGUGGCAAAAGAUUUCGCUGAAAUGGGCUACUACUUGCUCAGUUAGACAUGUAGCGUGCCGCUCUUUCCAAGUUUUCCGAUCUCUGCUGACGUUUGUCGAUCAGGACAUGCUGCGUGAUAUGCUGCACAGGCUAUCUAACACUAUUUCUGAUGUUAGCCCCGAUAUUCAAGGUUUUGCGAUGCAAAUUCUUAUGACCUUGAACGCAAUAACGGCUGAGCUGGAUGCCGCGGAUUUGAUAAACUUUCCUCAGCUGUUCUGGUCUAUUACCGCUUGUUUGAAUAGCAUUCACGAACAAGAAUUUAUCGAAGUCCUUUCAUGUUUCACAAAAUUUUUAUCGAAGAUUGAUUUGGACUCACCUGACACUGUUCAAUGCCUUGUGGCCACUUUUCCAUCCAACUGGGAAGGAAGAUUUGAUGGCUUGCAACAAAUUGUUAUGACAGGUUUAAGAUCAGCCAACUCUUUGGACAUUACAUGGAAGUUUUUGGACAAGCUGAACUUGCUGCAAGACAGCCGUAUUUUAGCGAACUCAGACUCACGCCUAUUAUUUGCUUUGAUUUCAAAUCUACCAAGGUUUUUGAACGCCAUGACUCGUAAGGAUUUCACUAGCAUUCAGGGGGCUGUUGAUUCGAUGAUUAGCUUAUCUGAAGCAUAUAAGCAACCCUCGUUAUCCAGAUUGAUUGACUCUCUUUCCAAAAACAAAUUUAGGUCCAAGAAAGAUUUUAUGAGCCAGGUGGUGAGCUUCAUUUCUCGAAAUUACUUUCCUACUUAUUCAGCUCAAGUUUUGGUGUUCUUGCUAAGGCUCCUGUUGAAUAAGGUAGGUUGGGUAAAAGUCGAAACAAUGGAGAUACUCAAGUUCAUUUUCCCAUUGGUUGACUUGAAAAGACCUGAAUUUACUGGUGUAGGUGCCGAUUUAAUCUCUCCGCUUUUGAGACUGUUGUUGACUGAGUACGAAGCACAAGCCUUGGAAGUGCUUGAUUGCGUUACGAAUGUCUCAGGAAGUAAAAUGGACAAGGAUGUUUUAAGAAUAAGUAUGGGGAACAAGAAUUUCAAAAGUAAUAGCAACGUUACUACCACCCUCUUCGGUAUCCCAGAGGAGAGUGGUUGGUCGGUUCCUAUGCCGACCAUGACUGCAGCCACAACUAGACAUAAUGUACAUGCUGUGUUCAUGACGUGUGCCGUGAAUGCUGCAGGAGAAGAGUUAUCAGAGCAGCCUGUCUCAAUGGAUGAUAUCGUCGAAUUUCAUGCCGAUACUGAUUACGGGCUUGGCAGGACGGAAACCAAUGACUCACUGUCUCUCGCAGAAGAAAAAGAUGCUUCGUUAAGCCACAUGUGGGCCGAACUGGACAACUUGGAUAGCUUCUUCACAAAAGAUGCGGUCGCUGCCUCCGCUGUACCUCAUUCUGGUUUAGGGAUUCUUCACGAUCGGACCAAUUCUGUUGAGACCACUCAGACGGAACAGACUUCCACUCUUGAAUCUGCUCCUCAACUUUAUGAUAAGAAGGUUUCAGACAUCUUGAAUGGAAGCUUAACGAAGAUACCAUCUAACGUUUCUUUCAAGAAAUCGCUCGCAGAUUCAUUUGCUGCAAACACACCGAAUGAAGGAUUGGUGCGUGAACCGGGGUCAAGAAGCACGUAUCAUAGCCCUCAAUUAUAUUGUGAUGAUUCCGCUACACCUCGCUCUAAAAACUCUAACAUGCUAAAGUCACCUACAAGCUCAGUGCUUGGUGCUGUCUCAACUAACCGUAUUAAGGCAACUGAAUCUCCACAAGAUAGUCUCUUUAGAUUUGAGGGCUUUCUAAGAAGUUCACAAAGAAAUGCUAGAAGGAAAUGGCAGUAUCAUCAACACCACCAGCAACUAUUAUCACAGACCAUUCAUGAACAAACUCUACAAUCGCCAUACGAAUCAGAAAAUGUUACUCCACCUUUAAUGACGUCGUCUGCUUCUCCUGUGAUGCCUACUAGCGCAUCUUCUGCUUUUAGCACGAAUCCUGAUGCUUUCAGGGGUAAACAAGGUACCUAUAAGCAGACGACAAGCAAGUCCGGUAAUGUGAAGCAAAGCAAGUCACAGAAGCAUUACCAUUUGCCGCAUUUCUCCAGCAAUAGGUCGUCAACUAAAAUGACCAAUUCAAGUGGUGGCGACCCCGAACAGAAAUAUUCUAGUUCUCAGCUGCAUGACUUUUAA
Torulaspora delbrueckii is the source of this 7521-nucleotide messenger RNA. It is a transcript of the gene TAO3, whose product is annotated as Tao3p. Gene Ontology annotation, cellular component: cell cortex; site of polarized growth. Bases 1 to 7521 code for a protein of 2506 amino acids. The record is from RefSeq and is a predicted model, not a curated record. Lineage: Eukaryota; Fungi; Ascomycota; Saccharomycetes; Saccharomycetales; Saccharomycetaceae. The transcript has a single exon. Gene Ontology annotation, biological process: cell morphogenesis.